AAAAAAAAGGUUCUCUGGAGAGAGUUUUCUCGAACCGCAAGAAAUACCCACCGUCUUCUUCCCAUUCCUUUCAACUCGUGCAAAAGCGGAACAUCAGAAACCCAACUCACUGAGUUGCCUGAGAGAGAGAGAGAGAGAGAGAGAGAGAGAGAGAGAGAGAUGGUGGUAAUCGAACCGAGGGAAGAAGAAGAAAAAGGCCGGGUCAAUGUCACGCGGGAACCUAAAUCAAAACCCUCAGCGAAAACAACAUCAGUUGAGGCAGAGCCGAGCCACAGCGCCAAAUCGGGCGCCGUAGAUGCCGAUGACGGCUUCGAAACAGCCAGCGAAAGCGACUUCAACGGCGGCGAUGAUGAUCAUGACCCCGAACAAAAUCAACAGCAGGAGGAACCGCCACAACCUAUGGCUCCAAUAGAUGACUCUCUCGAAGCUGUCUCCGACGAAGAAUCGAUUCAGAAAGCCUUGGCUGAAGCAAAUGAUGCAAAAGUGAAAGGUAAUAGAAUGUUUGGAGAUGGGCAGUAUGAAGAGGCAUUGUCAGAGUAUGGGCUUGCUUUACAAGUUGCACCUGACGUGCCCACAUCUGUUGAAAUACGUUCAAUAUGCCAUGCAAACCGUGCAUUAUGUUACUUAAAACUGGGAAAAUAUGAGGAGUCAAUAAAGGAUUCCACAAAAGCACUGGAACUAAAUCCUAAUUAUGUGAAGGCUCUGCUUCGAAGAGGAGAGGCUCAUGAGAAGCUUGAGCACUUUGAAGAGGCUAUUGCUGACCUGAAAAAAGUGUUGGAAUUGGAUCAAUCAGAUGUCCAAGUUAGGAGAACCAUCCAUCGUUUGGAGCCGUUGGCUGCAGAAAAGCGCGAAAAAAUGAAACAAGAGAUGAUUGAUAAGCUAAAAGACAUGGGAAACUCCGUUUUGGGCCGCUUUGGGAUGAGCAUCGACAACUUCAAAGCCGUUCAAGAUCCAAAUACCGGUUCCUAUUCCAUUUCAUUCCAAAAGUAGUCAUCGUGCUUUGUGGUCAUCUCAACACAAGGAAAGUGGAGACAAUGGUAUGAUGAAUACACAGUGCUUGUAUUUGAAGGACUAAUCUUUAUGUGGAACUACGAAUGGGUUUUGGUGCUCUAUUCUGCAGUGUUUACAUUGUUAAUGGAUCGGAAUAACACUAGGUGCAUGUUUUAAGACGGUAUAGCGAAAUCACUCAUUCUGCAAUUAUUUUUUGAUUGGUUUUAAGUAUUGUAGAGCUGUUUCUUGGAAUUACUUGCUUAAUUGUGAAAUUAUUCGAUUUUA
This is a messenger RNA of Rhododendron vialii, 1275 nucleotides long. RefSeq lists its product as uncharacterized. Bases 160 to 990 code for a protein of 276 amino acids. The transcript is spliced from 5 exons. The record is from RefSeq and is a predicted model, not a curated record. NCBI's taxonomy places the organism in Eukaryota, Viridiplantae, Streptophyta, Magnoliopsida, Ericales, Ericaceae. Gene Ontology annotation, molecular function: protein binding.